Molecule: messenger RNA, 1748 nt
Organism: Chaetura pelagica (chimney swift)
Lineage: Eukaryota; Metazoa; Chordata; Aves; Apodiformes; Apodidae
Gene: CHAF1B
Product: chromatin assembly factor 1, subunit B (p60)
Exons: 14
Coding region: 33-1748 (571 amino acids)
Biological process (GO): DNA replication-dependent chromatin assembly; nucleosome assembly
Cellular component (GO): CAF-1 complex; nucleus
Molecular function (GO): protein binding
Source: RefSeq, a predicted model, not a curated record
GCCGGAGCUGGGCGAGGGCCGGCUUGGCAGAUAUGAAGGUUAUCACUUGUGAAAUAGCAUGGCAUAAUAAGGAGCCUGUUUACAGCUUAGAUUUCCAACAUGGAGCUGAUGGGAAGAUCAAUCGAUUGGCCUCAGCAGGUGUGGACACAGCUGUUCGUAUAUGGAAAGUGGAAAAAGGACCAGAUGGAAAAGCAAUUGUGGAAUUCUUGUCCAACCUCGCCCGCCAUACUAAAGCAGUAAAUGUUGUGCGCUUCUCUCCAAGUGGUGAGAUCCUAGCAUCUGGAGGAGAUGAUGCUGUUAUUUUAUUGUGGAAGCUGAAUGAUAGCAAAGAAUCAGAACCAUUAGUUUUUCAGGAUGAAGAUGAAGAUCAGCUCAACAAGGAGAACUGGACAGUUGUUAGGAGUUUAAGAGGCCACUUAGAAGAUGUCUAUGAUAUUUGUUGGACCUCAGAUGGAAAUUUCAUGGCAUCUUGUUCAGUAGAUAACACAGCUAUCAUGUGGGAUGUCAAUAAAGGACAGAAGGUUUCAAUAUUAAAUGAACACAAGAGUUAUGUCCAAGGAAUAACCUGGGAUCCUCUAGGCCAGUACAUUGCAACUCUGAGUUGUGAUAGGGUCCUGCGGGUAUACAACACACAAACCAAGCGUGUAGCAUUCAAUGUUACCAAGAUGCCAUCUGGAUCAGGAGCUGAAGGAGAGGCCAGGAGCUAUCGGAUGUUUCAUGAUGACAGCAUGAAGUCAUUUUUCCGCAGGCUCAGUUUUACUCCUGAGGGCUCCUAUUUACUCACUCCAGCUGGCUGUGUUGAAUCAGGAGAAAAUGUAACAAACACCACAUAUGUUUUCUCCAGAAACAAUCUUAAAAGGCCCAUGGGUCACCUGCCAUGUCCUGGAAAGGCAACUCUUGCUGUUCGCUGCUGCCCAGUCUAUUUUGAGUUGAGACGAGCAUUUAAUAAAGAUGACAACAAUCAGAAAUCAGCUCCUGCUCUUUUUAAUCUCCCCUAUCGAUUGGUGUUUGCUGUUGCUUCAGAAGAUUCUGUGCUUUUUUAUGAUACUGAACAGUCUUUCCCCUUUGGUUAUGUUUCUAACAUACAUUAUCACACCCUGAGUGACAUCUCAUGGUCCAGCAAUGGAGCUUUUCUUGCUAUUUCUUCCACGGAUGGAUACUGUUCAUUUGUUACCUUUGAGAAGGAUGAACUGGGAAUACCACUGAAAGAGAAGCCACAGAUGAACCUUUGGAGUACUGGUGCAACAGAGAAAAAAGUUAAAAAGAACCAGUCACACAAAGUAAUUUCCCCAGGCUGCAGGCAGACAGAAGAGACUCCUCCCAAGAAGGCCACUGAUCCCAGUACCCCUACCCUCCAACCUAGGACACCCACAGCUACUGGUAAGGACUUGCCUUCCACACCUGCUGGCAUAAAAAAUGUUCCAGUCUCAUCCUCAGAUGAGAGGAAAAUCAGCCAGUCAGCCAGCCAGAGCACUAAAGCAAACCUGCCCAGGAGGAUUACUCUCAACACUUUACAAACAUGGAGCAAGACACCAAGGAGAAUAAGCUUGAUUCCAGUGAAGCCAGGUACACCAGCCUCUACAUAUGCAGAUACAGUUCCUAUACUUCCUUCCUCAGAAGAGGAACAUGAAGGGCCAUUACCAUCUGAUGACAGUCAUGAAAAUCCCAGAGCACCUAAACAUCCUAGAACCGAGGAAACUUCUCUUUCUACAUCUGCAGAACAAGUCAGCUGCAAUUCAAACAAAUAA